AUGACCUCCAGAAAAGACGAUAGUAAUCAAGACUCCGAAGAUGCCGCCAGUCUCACAGACGCAAAAAGAAUUUCAACAUUACAGGAAGAGAAACGACGCAUACUAGUUAACAUUCCUUUGCCUCACACUGAGCUCGAUCAACAUGGAGAGCCAAAGAAAAGUUAUGUCACAAACAAAAUCCGCACCUCAAAAUAUACCCUUCUGACCUUCAUACCUAAAAAUCUAUUUGAACAAUUUCGUAAGGUAGCAAAUAUGUAUUUUUUGUUCUUGGUUGUUCUACAAGCUUUUCCAUUGAUUGGCGGCGAUGUGUCACUUUUUGUGGGUGCCUCCCCGCUAUUGACCAUCAUAGCGAUAACCGCUUUCAAGGAUGCUUUCGAGGAUUGGAAACGUCACACGCAGGAUAGAUCCCUGAACAAAUCCAAAACUGUAAUAUUAGCAAAUUGGAAAAAUGUUAAUGUACCUGGUGGCGAAACACACAAUAAACCUCUAGAGAGGAUGUGGUCCAGUGUUAGCAGUUAUUUGGGCUCGAACAAUAAUAAAACUACUGACAAUAUAACAUCUGAUUCGUCAUUCGACUCCUUAGUCUCUCAACAAGUUCUGCAACCAAAAGUUGGCACGGCACAAUGGGCAGAGAGUCGCUGGCAGGACGUUAGAGUAGGGGACAUAAUACAAUUGAAGAAUAAUGAUCAAGUGCCGGCCGACAUCAUAAUAUUAUCGACCAGCGAACCGGAUGGACUAUGUUAUGUAGAGACCAAGGAACUUGACGGCGAGACAAACCUUAAAAUUCGUCAUUGCAUCCCUUCUACCGGAUCGAUAAUUACUGAGAGCGAUUGCGAACGUUUCACAUUCUACGUGCAAUCAGAACCACCGCAUCCAAACCUUUAUUCUUAUACUGGUGUGAUGCAUUUGUUCGGCAAAGAUAUCAACGCUGGCGAUCAACAAGCUGAUGAGACGACGGAAGGCGAUCGCAAGAUUGAACCAGUAUCAAUCAAUAACGUUCUUUUACGUGGAUGCGUGGUUCGUAAUACAGAGUGGGUCAUCGGACUGGUCAUGUUCACGGGAGCUGACACUAAGAUCAUGUUGAAUGCCGGUGACACGCCAAGCAAGAGAAGCAGGAUCGAGAUUGAAACUAAUUUUCACGUCACCAUGAACUUUAUAAUUCUGUUUUUACUCUGCUUCGGCUCUGCUAUAGCCGGUGCAAUUUUCUAUAUUCAACCCGAUAGUUCAGCUGAUGUCUUUGAAUAUUCUGGCAAUGACGCCGGCGGUGCCUUUGAAAACGGCUUUUUGGUUUUCUGGACGAGUCUGAUCCUGUUCCAAAAUAUUGUACCCAUAUCGUUGUAUAUUACCAUUGAAAUGGUGAAGACCGUUCAGGCAUACUUCAUCUACUCCGAUAUCGACAUAUAUUACCCUAAACUUGAUUAUCCCUGCACGCCAAAAACAUGGAAUAUAUCCGACGAUCUUGGUCAGAUAGAAUACAUAUUUUCCGACAAAACUGGCACACUCACUCAGAAUGUCAUGGAGUUUAAAAAAUGUACCAUCAACGGGGUUUCGUAUGGUCUAGGAGAAACAGACGCUGUUCGUGGUGCCAAGCUGGCCGAAUCAUCGUCUGCUGCUGUUGAAGAGGACGAAAUCGAUCUUGUGGCCGAAAAAGAAUUAAUGUUACAAGAGAUGUCCAAGAUAUUCGAGAACAAAUACAUUUCACCGAACGUUACUUUCAUCGAUUCAAAAUUAUUCCAAGACCUAAGAGCGGAGGGCGUGCAAGCCAAAGCAAUCCAAGACUUUUUCUCGGCACUCGCAUUGUGCCACACCGUGCUCGUAGAACAUCCUGACGAAAGUAACCCUUCGAGAAUUGAUUACAAGGCGCAAUCACCUGACGAAGCUGCUUUGGUAGGUUGCGCGCGGGAUAUGGGCUUCGUCUUUCUGGAACGAUUUCAGGAUACGCUCACCAUCGAGUUGUUUGGCGAGCGCAGGCAAUUCACUCUACUCAACGUACUCGAGUUCAACAGCACACGAAAGAGAAUGUCUGUGAUCAUUCGACAUCCAGAUGGUGGUAUAGUUCUCCUGUGUAAAGGUGCCGAUAGUGUAAUAUAUGAACGAUUGGAGAAUGGGAAACAGGCCGAAUUAAGGGAAAAUACUCUUAGAGAUUUGGGAGUUUUUGCUAAUGAAGGUCUUCGUACACUUUGUAUAGCCUAUCGCACAAUACCUGAUGAUGAGUAUGAAGUGUGGGCGCAAAAAUAUGCUGAAGCUGCGUCUAGUAUAACAGAUCGCGAGGAAAAAAUUGAACAAGCGUGUGAAAUGAUUGAACAAUCAUUAAUUCUCUUGGGCGGCACAGCAAUCGAAGACCGUCUUCAAGAAGGUGUACCCGAAUGCAUAAAAACCUUGUCCACCGCGGGCAUAAAGAUUUGGGUUCUCACUGGAGACAAAAUCGAAACUGCCAUAAACAUUGGAUUCGCUUGUAACCUCUUACAAAAGGACAUGACGUUGAUCGUGGUUACCGCUUCAGAUAAACAAGAUACCGCCCGUCAACUCAAUGAGGCUCUAGACAAAUUCUUUGGACCUGACGCGAAGCCAUCUGACCAGGAUAGUAAGCAUGCUUUGGUUAUUGACGGGGAGACACUUAAGUACGCUUUGGACCAGUCGUUAAAGAGUUUACUCUUGGAUCUUGGAAAGCGGUGCAACAGCGUAGUAUGCUGUCGUGUUAGUCCUCUGCAAAAGGCACAGGUUGUGGCAUUGGUAAAGGAAGGAUUGAAUGCCAUGACAUUGUCUAUAGGCGAUGGAGCCAAUGAUGUGAGCAUGAUCCAAGAAGCAAACGUGGGUGUUGGUAUCGUUGGAGAGGAAGGUCGACAGGCAUCAAUGGCGGCAGAUUAUGCUUUUGCACAGUUUCGAUUUUUGGAUAAACUGUUGCUGGUCCACGGACGAUGGUCAUACUUCCGAAUUGCCGAAAUGAUAUCAUGUUUCUUCUAUAAAAAUAUCGUGUGGACGAUUGCCAUGUUUUGGUAUCAAGUUUGGGCAGGGUUUACGGCACAAUAUUUAUACGAUUAUACAUAUAUCCUCCUAUACAACCUUGUGUUUACGGCUUUUCCCGUUAUGUUUCUUGGUGCUUUCGAUCAAGACGUCAACGUGAAAACUUCAUUAAAGUAUCCGCAAUUGUACAAACGUGGUAUCUUUCAACAGGAUUUUACGAAAUCGAAGUUUUGGCUUUAUGUUUUGGAUGCGGUCUAUCAAUCUGCCAUCUGCUUUUUUAUACCUUGGGGCUUACUGCUGAAUGGAUCAUCGCACGCGAACGGGUUACAAAACAAUGGGUUGAGUGACUUAGGAACAAUGGUAGCCGGUUCGGUGGUUGCCACCACAAAUUUCUACGUCGGGCUGAACAUAAUGAAUUGGUCAUGGAUAACGUUUGUGGUCAUUGGGUUUAGCAUUAUGUCAUUUUAUGUGUGGGUGGAAUUUUAUUCGCUUUGGUACAUCGGAUUCUUUAGAAUGGACCUCAUAUUAUAUACCGAGAUAGAAUUUUGGUUGGCGGUGGUUUUGUCGGUCAUACUUAGCAUCUUACCAAGGUAUUCCGUCAAAUACAUUCACAAGACAUAUUGGCCGAGCGAUACAGACAUCAUACGCGAAAAAUUGCAUCACGACAUCGGACGCCGGGCAUGA
Messenger RNA from Acaulospora morrowiae, 3648 nucleotides. The record is from the annotation of a GenBank genome assembly. NCBI's taxonomy places the organism in Eukaryota, Fungi, Glomeromycota, Glomeromycetes, Diversisporales, Acaulosporaceae.